Messenger RNA from Globicephala melas (long-finned pilot whale), 865 nucleotides. NCBI's taxonomy places the organism in Eukaryota, Metazoa, Chordata, Mammalia, Artiodactyla, Delphinidae. The record is from RefSeq and is a predicted model, not a curated record.
GCGGCGCACGCGGCCUUUGCUUCGCUCUGUCCCGGCGCUGGCGGGAUGACGCGCUUUGCUCUGACAGUGGUCCGGCAUGGAGAAACAAGACUUAACAAGGAGAAAAUCCUUCAAGGACAAGGAAUAGAUGAGCCUCUUUCAGAAACUGGAUUUAAACAAGCAGCUGCUGCUGGCAUAUUUCUUAAUAACGUGAAGUUUACUCACAUUUUCUCCAGUGACCUCAUGAGGACAAAGCAGACCGUGCAUGGAAUUUUGGAGAAGAGUAAAUUUUGCAAAGAUAUGACAGUAAAGUAUGAUUCAAGACUUCGAGAAAGUAAAUACGGGGUUGCAGAAGGCUGGCCGCUGAGUGAGCUAAGGACCGUGGCCAAAGCAGCUGGGCAGGAGUGCCCUGUGUUCACACCGCCCGGAAGAGAGACCUUGGACCAGGUGAAAAUGCGUGGAAAAGACUUCUUUGAAUUUCUUUGUCAGCUGAUCCUGAAAGAAGCAGGUCAACGGAAUGAACAGUUUUCCCAAGAAGCCCCGAGCAACUGUUUGGAGAGUUCUUUGGCAGAGAUAUUUCCUUUAGGGAAAAACUGUGCCUCCAAGUUUAAUUUGGACAGCAGCGCUCCAGGGUUAGUGGCCAGUGUCUUAGUUGUGAGUCACGGCGCCUACAUGAGAAGCCUGUUGGAUUAUUUCCUGAUUGACCUUAAGUGUUCCUUCCCGGUGACACUGAGCAGGUCCGAACUCACAUCAGUCAGCCCCAAUACAGGGAUGAGUGUCUUUAUCAUAAACUUUGAGAAAGGAGAAGUGAAACCAACCACCCAGUGUGUGUGUGUGAACCUACAGGGCCACCUGACCGGGGUGACCAAAAUUCACUAAAUUUAAA